AAAACAAGCCGCCAUAGCUCCCUCCACAUUCCAGGAUCUACUCGCUUUAGCAUAUUCGCUACUUGUUGUUCAUUCUUGAUAAUCCUCUUACCCACUUCAAGAUGCAGCUCCCUGUUGUCGCCGCUCUCCUAUACGCCAACUUGGCGUUUGCUGCUCCCGGUACUGCUGCGCGUCGCCAAAGGGCGGCCGAGCGUCUUGCUGAGAGGAGGGUUUCUCGUACUUCGAAUACCCUCCAGCCCGCUGAUAGCGAAUUUGCGAUCGCCUCCAAGAACGACACUGCUCAUGUCGAGUACAGCUCUAACUGGGCUGGUGCCGUCCUCAUCGGCAGUGGCUACAAGACCGUAACCGGUACCAUUGUUGUUCCCACUCCCAAGACUCCCUCGGGUGGUAGCAGCUCGCAAACCUACUCGGCAUCCGCUUGGGUCGGUAUUGACGGUGACACUUGCGAUACCGCAAUUCUGCAGACUGGUGUCGACUUUACCGUUAAGGGAUCAUCGGUAUCAUUUGAUGCCUGGUAUGAAUGGUACCCCGACUAUGCUUACGAUUUCUCCGGCAUUACCAUCCACGCCGGUGACACUCUUACCUUCACCGUCACUUCUUCUAGCACUUCAGCCGGCACGGCUGUUAUCGAGAACAAGACGACCGGCAAGAAGGUCACCCACAGCUUCUCCGGCGAGAGCGACAAGCUCUGCAAUACCAACGCUGAGUGGAUCGUGGAGGACUACUCGUCGGGCGGCGGCCUAGUACCCUUCGCGAACUUCGGCACUGUUCAGUUCACCGGUGCUUCAGUCAACGGUGGCACUGGAGUUAGCGGCGCUACUAUCAUCGACAUCCAGCAGAGCAGCAAAGUCUUGACUGAUUGCUCUACUUCUGGAUCUAGCACUGUCGUCUGCUCGUACACUGGUUAAGCGAAUUCGAAUGAGCUCACUCUUAUGUCUGGUUGGAAAGAGAUGCAGACAGAUUGGCUGGGGGGUUGGAAUAUCUAGCUGUCAUUUACGUCACAUGCUACUUUAGCAGUAUUUAUCGACUAGAUAUUUGACUAAGUCUUGGCCUAUUUGUAGCUACCUAUCUAUACCGAAACAUAGUA
Messenger RNA from Daldinia caldariorum, 1087 nucleotides. Its product is annotated as peptidase A4 family-domain-containing protein. The record is from RefSeq and is a predicted model, not a curated record. Gene Ontology annotation, biological process: proteolysis. NCBI's taxonomy places the organism in Eukaryota, Fungi, Ascomycota, Sordariomycetes, Xylariales, Hypoxylaceae. The transcript is spliced from 3 exons. Gene Ontology annotation, molecular function: glutamic-type endopeptidase activity. Bases 102 to 908 code for a protein of 268 amino acids.